AUGGACUCAGCGACGCCGCUCUCACACGAGAUCCAGAUAUUAGAUGGUUUGAUUGAGCCACAUCUUCAGGAGGGAAAAAGCCAUUGGCCUACAUGGGCGAUGAUUCUCGUCGUUGUUUGCAUAAUAUUAUCCCUGCUUGCGUUUUUUCUCGGCAACUUCAUCACAAAAAAGACCACGUCUGUUAGAAACAAAAGCGCUACCCGUCAGGAUGGAAAAGAGCGGGAGAGAAAAUGGGGAGCAGGAUUUUCGGGAGGAUUGUGGGCCGCUGCCUAA
This is a messenger RNA of Caenorhabditis remanei, 273 nucleotides long. RefSeq lists its product as uncharacterized. NCBI's taxonomy places the organism in Eukaryota, Metazoa, Nematoda, Chromadorea, Rhabditida, Rhabditidae. Bases 1 to 273 code for a protein of 90 amino acids. The transcript is spliced from 3 exons. The record is from RefSeq and is a predicted model, not a curated record.